AUGGUCCAGAACCCUGCGGUGAGUAAGACUCCAGCGGCGACACCCCGCCACCCCGCGGCGGGGCGCUCGUCAGGGCGGCUGCGCGGCGUCCGAGCGGGACCGCGGGCGCAGGUCACGAACAGGCGCGAGCGCCCCGCGCUGCCCCGCCAUGGCCGUGCGCGUGCUCCGCGCCUGCCUGCGCCCGCGGGCCGGCCCGUGGGGGUCCGCGCCCGCACGGUGAGUGUUUGCCGCGGCCGGCGCGGCACCGGGGUGGGCUGGCGGCCUCGGCCCGCGCGGGAGGCGGGGAGCCGCCGGGCGUGUGCGGCCUGUGGGGGCGGGCGCGCGGCGUCGCUGCGUCUCGACCCGGGGAGCUGCGGCGGCCGCCCGCGCGCGGGCCUGGACGGAGCGCUGGAGACGUGCCCGGAGAGGAGAGACCCGUCGGGCGAGGACGGCCGCUGGAGAUAUUCUAAUUCCGGAGGGGAGGAACGUCUAGAAACUCCUUCUGCUAAGAAAUUAACGGAUAUAGGAAUUAGAAGAAUCUUCUCUUCAGAGCAUGACAUUUUCCGGGAAAGUGUAAGGAAGUUUUUUCAAGAAGAAGUGAUUCCUUAUCACACAGAAUGGGAGAAAGCUGGAGAAGUGAGUAGGGAGCUUUGGGAAAAAGCUGGGAAACAAGGACUGCUCGGUGUCAACAUUGCAGAGCAUCAUGGAGGCAUCGGUGGGGACUUGUACUCGGCAGCUGUUGUUUGGGAGGAGCAAGCAUAUUCAAAUUGUACAGGCCCAGGUUUUAGUCUUCAUUCAAAUAUUGUCAUGCCCUAUAUUGCAAACUAUGGCUCAGAAGAACAGAUUCAGCACUUCAUCCCCCAGAUGACAGCCGGGAAAUGUAUUGGUGCCAUAGCAAUGACAGAGCCGGGGGCCGGAAGUGAUUUGCAAGGAGUGAUAACAAAUGCCAAAAAGGAUGGAAGUGACUGGAUUCUCAAUGGAAGCAAGGUAUUCAUCACUAAUGGGUGGCUAAGUGACAUUGUGAUCGUAGUGGCAGUCACAAAUCGUGAAGCUUGCUCUCCUGCCCAUGGCAUUAGCCUUUUUCUGGUGGAAAAUGGAAUGAAAGGAUUUAUCAAGGGACGAAAGCUACAUAAAAUGGGACUAAAAGCCCAGGAUACUGCAGAAUUAUUCUUUGAAGAUGUACGGUUGCCAGCUAGUGCUCUACUUGGAGAAGAGAAUAAAGGCUUCUAUUACCUCAUGCAGGAGCUUCCACAGGAAAGGCUAUUGAUUGCUGAGUUGGGAAUUUCAGCCAGUGAAUUCAUGUUUGAAGAAACGAGGAACUAUGUUAAACAAAGAAAAGCUUUUGGGAAAACAGUUGCACAUAUACAGACAGUGCAGCAUAAGCUAGCAGAAUUAAAAACACACAUUUGUGUAACCAGAGCUUUUGUGGACAGCUGUCUCCAGCUGCAUGAAGCGAAACGUCUGGACUCGGCCACUGCUUCCAUGGCGAAAUAUUGGGCGUCUGAGUUACAAAACAGCGUAGCUUAUGACUGUGUACAGCUCCACGGAGGCUGGGGAUACAUGUGGGAGUUCCCAAUCGCAAAAGCUUAUGUGGAUGCCCGAGUUCAGCCGAUCUAUGGCGGUACCAAUGAAAUAAUGAAGGAGCUGAUUGCAAGAGAGAUUGUUGGUGACAAGUAGACAUCUGCCCACAUCCUGGAAUCUGAUACAACUAAUCUGGUUUUAAAUCUACUUGAGAUAAAAUGCAACCUGGAAAGGGAGGAAACACUGAACUUU
This is a messenger RNA of Diceros bicornis minor, 1752 nucleotides long. Its product is annotated as long-chain specific acyl-CoA dehydrogenase, mitochondrial. The record is from RefSeq and is a predicted model, not a curated record. The transcript has 12 exons. Gene Ontology annotation, cellular component: mitochondrion. Gene Ontology annotation, molecular function: long-chain fatty acyl-CoA dehydrogenase activity; flavin adenine dinucleotide binding. Gene Ontology annotation, biological process: fatty acid beta-oxidation using acyl-CoA dehydrogenase; long-chain fatty acid catabolic process; carnitine metabolic process, CoA-linked. Bases 1 to 1656 code for a protein of 551 amino acids. NCBI's taxonomy places the organism in Eukaryota, Metazoa, Chordata, Mammalia, Perissodactyla, Rhinocerotidae.